Propithecus coquereli (Coquerel's sifaka) is the source of this 948-nucleotide messenger RNA. Its product is annotated as olfactory receptor 6K2. Gene Ontology annotation, molecular function: olfactory receptor activity; G protein-coupled receptor activity. The transcript has a single exon. Gene Ontology annotation, cellular component: membrane. Lineage: Eukaryota; Metazoa; Chordata; Mammalia; Primates; Indriidae. The coding region runs from base 1 to 948 and encodes 315 amino acids. The record is from RefSeq and is a predicted model, not a curated record. Gene Ontology annotation, biological process: G protein-coupled receptor signaling pathway.
AUGGAGGCCCCCAAUUGGACCUCGUCACAGGAGUUUAUCUUCUCUGCUUUCCCUUCUUCCUGGGGAGAGUCUGUCAUCUGCUUUGUUCCACUGCUCUUCAUCUAUGUUUUCAUCGUUGUUGGAAACCUGGUCAUCAUCACAGUGGUCCAGCUGAAUACUCACCUCCACACUCCUAUGUACUUCUUCAUUAGUGUGCUUUCUUUUCUGGAGAUGUGGUAUACUACAGCCACCAUCCCAACGAUGCUCUCGACCCUGCUUAGUGAAAGGAGGAGCAUUUCCUUAAAUGGUUGCCUCCUGCAGAUGUAUUUCUUCCAUUCCACAGGCAUCAGUGAAGUAUGUCUAUUGACAGCUAUGGCCUUUGAUCGCUACCUGGCCAUCUGCAGCCCUCUUCAUUAUCCAACUAUCAUGAGUCCCAAGCUAUGUGCCCAACUGACUUUAAGUUGCUGUGUUUGUGGCUUUAUCACACCCCUCCCUGAGAUUGCCUGGAUCUCCACAUUGCCAUUUUGUGGCUCAAACCACCUUGAACACAUCUUCUGUGACUUCCUCCCAGUGCUGCGCCUGGCCUGCAUAGACACACAAGCCAUCGUCAUGAUUCAGAUAGUUGAUAUUGUGCAUGCAGUGGAGAUUGUCACAGCUGUGAUGCUCAUUGUCAUGUCCUACGUUGGUAUCGUGGCUGUGAUUCUACAUAUUCGUUCAGCUGAAGGCCGCCGUAAAGCAUUUUCCACAUGCGUCUCCCACCUCACUGUGUUUUUGCUCUUCUUUGGUAACGUGGCUCUCAUGUACCUACGCUUCUCUGCCACCUACUCCUUGUUCUGGGACACAGCCAUUGCUCUGGGCUUUGCAGUUUUGUCCCCUUUCUUCAACCCCAUUAUCUAUAGCCUGAGGAAUAAAGAGAUAAAAGAAGCUAUAAAAAAGCAUGUGGGUCAAGCUAAGAUCUUUUUUCAUUAG